Molecule: messenger RNA, 1935 nt
Organism: Melitaea cinxia (Glanville fritillary)
Lineage: Eukaryota; Metazoa; Arthropoda; Insecta; Lepidoptera; Nymphalidae
Gene: Trm1
Product: probable tRNA (guanine(26)-N(2))-dimethyltransferase
Exons: 10
Coding region: 157-1857 (566 amino acids)
Biological process (GO): tRNA N2-guanine methylation
Cellular component (GO): nucleus
Molecular function (GO): RNA binding
Source: RefSeq, a predicted model, not a curated record
UCGUGUGUUCUCCAUCCCAUGUGACACUGGCGAAAUGAUAUGUGUCAAACUGACACAACUAAAAGCCAUUAAGCAAAGAACUGAACUGUGUUUGUUUUGUAUUUCUUAAUUUUUAUAUAUGUAAAAUAAUAAAAUAAAAUAAGUCUCUCAAUAUUUAUGAAGUAUUUGCCCAUAUUCAGAAGAUACUUUUUGAAAAUUAUGAAAAUGGAAGCUUCAACAGUGGAUGUGAGUACAAAAAGUAUAAAAGAAGGACAAGCUGAAAUACGUCUGACAACAGAAAAGGUUUUCUAUAACCCUGUUCAAGAAUUUAACAGAGAUUUGAGUAUAGCGGUACUGAGUGUGUUCACUCAAGAUUAUAAGGCUGAAAAGAUUACCAGGUUACAAAAAAACAUUAAAAAUUUAAACGAACAGAUUACUGGAGACUCAGCUAAAACUGAAGAUAAUUUAGAGGUACCAGUUACAAUCCUAGAAGCCUUAUCAGCAACAGGGCUAAGAAGUAUACGCUAUGCAAAAGAGAUCCCUAAUGUCACUAAAAUUGUAGCUAAUGAUCUGUCAGAGCAGGCCGUGGAGACGAUAAAGGAAAAUGUGGUACACAACGGUGUGGAAUCUUUGAUAGAUACUAGCCAUGAUGACGCCUGUAUGCUCAUGUACAAACACAAACAUCCGACAAAAAGGUUUGCAGCCAUUGAUUUAGAUCCAUACGGCUGUCCGUCUAUAUUCCUUGACUCUGCUGUACAAAGUGUUCAAGAUGGCGGUCUUUUAUUAGUGACAGCAACAGACAUGGCCGUUUUAGCGGGAAACUCGCCUGAGACAUGUUAUAGCAAAUAUGGUGCUAUUAGUCUUAAAACGAAAUGUUGUCAUGAAAUGGCAUUAAGGAUACUGCUCCAGUGUAUAGAGUCACACGCAAACCGAUACAGCCGUUACAUAGUACCGCUGCUGAGUAUAUCCGCAGACUUCUACAUUCGCGUAUUUGUCAAGAUUUACUCAGGGGCUAUACAUUGCAAGACAACUACUAGCAAACUGUCUAUGGUGUACCAUUGCGUGGGAUGCGACAAUAUAGCCUUACAGCAACUUGGAGGAUUCAAACCGAAUCCCACUGAGAAAAAUCCAGAACAAAUGAAAGCCUUCCUACCAGCGGUCCCUCCUGUUGGGGAGUAUUGUGAACAUUGUAACCAACGGCAUCAUUUAGGAGGUCCAAUCUGGUCAGCACCGAUCCACGAUGAAGCAUUCGUCACCCGAGUCCUCACUCAUGUUGAAGAUAAGCCACACUUAUUUGCAACCGCUAAGAGAAUACAGGGCGUUCUCUCCAUGGUCAGGGAGGAACUACAGGAUGUUCCUUUGUACUAUACAUUGGAUAAAUUGUUCGGAAGAGUGCACUUGGAGACUAUGCCCAUGCUGGUCAUGAGGUCGGCGCUGCUGCACGCGGGCCACCGUGUGUCGUACUCGCACGCGUGCCGCCUGUCGCUGAAGACGAGCGCGCCGGCGCGCGCCGUGUGGGACGUGGUGCGCGCCUGGCACGCCGCGCGCCCCGCCCGCCCCCACAAAUUACAGUCUGACCCAGUAGCCGCAUAUAUCCUGAAGCAGCCAGUGUCUAACACAGUGGAUCUAAGUCCCCGCCCGGACGCGAACCCCAUCAGUCGACGUGAUGGCCGCCUUCGCUUCCAGUUCAACCCCACGCCCCACUGGGGACCCGGCUCUCGCGCCGCUGUCAAUGUCGGCGAAGAAAAAAUAUCAAAAGCAAUAAGAAAUCAAAAUAAACACAGUAAAGAGAAAGGCAAUGAAAAACGAGGUCACUCGCCCGACGACAAAGAACCGCGAAAGAAAUCAAACUUCGAAGAUCUUGAUACGUCUGUUUAAUUUUAAAUAUAAUGUUAAUAUUAUAUAUCUAUACAUAUUAUGUAUAAUUAUAUAUUAAAUGUUUGACUUAUAAAAUAA